AUGUCAAAAGACGACGGGGUGAGCCGUCUUAUUGAUGAUGGUUUCGGUUUAGGAUAUGUGCAGUCAUUAGUUGAUAAAUUAUCUUUGACCGAACGCAAAAAAUUGUCAGAGUAUUUGCAGCAGCAAAACCAGCAACACCUAAAUAAAGACAUAAUUUCCGCUCUCUCUCUUUCCAUGACCACUUACUUGCUUGAAUUCUUAGACGCAGAAAAUUUAUGCAAGAUUAGACAAGUUUCUAAAACUUGGAAAGAUCGAGCGACAGAAAACUCUCUUUGGAAAAGACAAUGUAUUCUUGCUGGUUUCUCCAUCAAUCUCAUAUCGAAAUCCUUUAAUUACAGUAAGAAUGCCGAAGACCAUUUUUUUCAAUUAUAUAAGCAUCAUAUAUUAGUUCAGAGAAAUUGGGAUAAGCAAAAUUUUUCUCAAUAUCUUAUGCGCGCCCAUCAAGAAGGUAUCACGUGUAUCGCAGGAUUCGAACAUGGAAAUAUAAUUUAUACAGGUUCUUUCGAUAAGACUAUAAAAAUGUGGGAUAUAUUCAAUUGGACGUGUCUCAAAGUACUAAAGGAUCAUUUCGAAGGUGUUCAAUGUUUGGCGUUAGGUCAUAAAUUCCUCGCGUCAGGCGGUUGGGACAAAAGUAUCAUCAUAUAUGAUAUUAGCAAUGAUCAUGCGAUUAAAUAUAGACUUAAUGGUCAUUUAGCUGGUAUUAUUUCGUUGACAAUGAAUCCCAACGAAUCUAUUCUCUAUUCAGGUUCUGUAGAUAAAACAAUUAGAAUUUGGAACAUACAUACCGGCGAUUGCUUGCAAAAAUUGUAUGGUCAUGAUGGUACAGUAGGAACAUUGAUGCUCAUACCCCGAAUUAUUUCCUCUUUGACCGAUGAAGAACAAGAGGAAAAACUGUAUUGGUUAAUUUCCGGAUCAAAUGACAAUUCCAUUUUGAUAUGGGAUUUGAAUCCUAAUCCUUCUGAAGAACAAUUAUCAAAUUUUCAAUCGACCUCACCCAUAAAACCUCAAAUCGUCAAAAGGUUAGAGGGAAAUACUAGAGCAGUUACUUGCCUGGCUUGGUAUAAAGAUUUAGUGCAGCAGAUCGAUGAUGCUGAUCAAGAUCAGCUUGAUGAUUCACCACGUUCAGUCCAUAUUAAUACUUUAAGUUUUCUAUCAAGAUCCCCUUCACCCUGUACAAAUAUUACCCGAGAAGUCGAACUUAUGGAUUUGGAUGAUCCAGAUUCGCUAAUUCAACCAAACCACGAACCUAUUAACCAUC
This is a messenger RNA of Funneliformis caledonium, 1258 nucleotides long. The record is from the annotation of a GenBank genome assembly. NCBI's taxonomy places the organism in Eukaryota, Fungi, Glomeromycota, Glomeromycetes, Glomerales, Glomeraceae.